UCCUUCAGCAUCUGCAACAAAGGAAAGGAUCGGCUGAGGAGCAGUUGUAUACAACUUCACCGGUCAGAACUCAGAAGUAGAUCAUAGAAGAUUAGAAGGAGGAAUCCGGCUUCGUUAAUCCGACCCUACCCACCGGUAUAGAUCUGGUGCGUUUGCUAUUUGGUCUUAUCACCCUAACGCCAGAUGUUCAUCAUGCGAUCUAUGAAUAUAUGAUCACAUCUUGAAGCAAACAACAAAAUUGACGACCUGAUUGUAGCUUAGCUUGCAUUUGCAAUAAAAAUGUCUUCAGCUCAAGAUCCAUUUUACAUUGUAAAAGACGAGAUUCAAGAUUCUAUUGAUAGCCUCCAGGGCAGCUUUCAUGAAUGGGAACGCGUCCCUGUUGGCAGCGGGGAACAAUCUCGGGUGACAAAGGAACUCCUUUCCAAUUGCGAGAGCAUCGAAUGGCAGGUGGAUGAGCUGGAAAAGGCUAUUUCUGUAGCUGCUAGAGACCCUUCUUUGUAUGGUAUAAACCAAGUGGAGCUUGAAAAGCGAAGGAAGUGGACCACUACUGCUCGGAUUCAGGUGGGAAAUAUUAAGAAAGCAGUGACAGUGGCCGGAAGCAGUUCAAACUUUGGUGGGAUGCGCCAAGAAUUAACGCGGAUGCCAAAGUCUCAUCAGCAGCAGGAUAAGGAUAGGUCAUAUGCUGCUGUAGAUAAUGAUGAUUUUAUUUCUUCAGAAUCAGACACACAGAUGCUUCUCAUCAGACAACAAGAUGAAGAGUUAGAUGAACUAAGUGCAAGUGUGGAAAGGAUCGGAUCUGUUGGGCUCACCAUACAUGACGAACUCCUUUCACAGGAGAAAAUUAUAGAGGAUUUGGGUUCAGAAAUGGAAAGUACAUCUAAUCGUCUUGAUUUUGUUCAGAAAAAAGUGGGCAUGGUUAUGAAGAAGGCCAGUGCCAAGGGACAGAUGAUGAUGAUCUUAUUCUUGAUUCUCCUCUUCAUUAUCUUAUUUGUUUUGGUUUUCUUCACCUAAACUCAUAUGCUGUUUCUUGAUUUCAAGAAUAAAAAAAAAAUUACUGUAUUAUCUUAGAGUGUAAGCAGCUAGGUGUUUUCAUUAGACUUUUGUUGCUUUAUAUGGUGUGAGUAAAUUGAGAAAAAGUUUUCCAAGAAUAUUAUUGUACCGCUUUUGAACAUAGUUUUAUUAAUACCUUGUACCAGUUUGUUUUUGUCUUUUUAAAGAAACAGAGUCCAAC
Messenger RNA from Lactuca virosa, 1231 nucleotides. NCBI's taxonomy places the organism in Eukaryota, Viridiplantae, Streptophyta, Magnoliopsida, Asterales, Asteraceae. The record is from the annotation of a GenBank genome assembly.